AUGAGCGCAGAGAAGCUAAGUAGUGAUGAAGUACCAUUAAAAUUUACAAAUUGGCUCCUGGCUAUGGGAUGUCCUGCAGAAAAAGUUCCAUCAAUGGACAGAAUUACUCAGAUGUGUAGAGGUCAGUAUUAUAUGGUAUGGCGCAGCCUUAUGGAACACGUUGAAGCUAAAAAUAUUAUUCGCCAGAAGAGACUCCAAGUAUUUUGCGACGAUGUGAAAAUAUGCCAGGAAAAGAAUACUUUUAAUGAAUGUAGUCCAAAUGCAGUAAUUCCAGAGCAAAUUGUACUAUGGAAGAAGCAACAGGAGCUCAAGGAAAAAGUAUCUGACGCUGAAGCAAGAGUGGCACAGGCACAGAGUAGUCUUAAUGAGAUUGUAGACAAGAUAUCUUCUAAAAUAAGUCAAAGAAACUUCUCAAGACGUCGGAUAGAAGAUUUACAACGCCGUGUAUGGCUCUUGAGACGAGUGUCUAAUGAGAUUAAUGUUAAGAAAGCUCACUUGGAGGAAACUAGGUCGAUAGCUAAGUCUCUAUUCACUGUAGACAACGAUCAGGAUAUUCAGGGCAAGUUAGAAAAAUGCCUAUCUUUAAUGCCACUGAGCCAAUCAGCGUCAUUGCCCCUAUCAAAUCCUAUCGCCAGUUCUUCCAUUGUUUCGACACAUGAAAAUGAGACGUCAAGUGAAAAAGAAGAAAACAUUGUUUCACUAGUAUCGUGCCGUGGUGACGCUCUAUGGCCACUUCUGUAUGAGAAACGGUCAGCGCUGGUUGCAGAAUUGUCCACUGUUAAUGCGAAACAUACCUCACGUGUUAUUGAUAACAGAACUACCCCCCAAUCAGUACUGGCUCAUACAGCGGCUUUACAUUCCAAUUUAGUCCUCGAAGUGAUGAAAAAUAAGAUCUAUAUUAAACAAACACAUAACAGAGUCGCCGCUGCAGUUGAAGAACUUAGUACCUACAUAAAUGGGGAAGCUUGCGAGCUCUUAGUAUUACAGUGUGAACGAGCAAAAUCUGAAGCUAGGGUUAAAUCUAUGAAGAAUAUGCUAGAAGAAUUGUCUUCAAAGAGUGGUGUGUUCCAUGUGGAAGGGGAUGAUGUUCAUGAUAGUCAAGCGACCGCUAAGAAGAUUACUGAUAUUGAUAAGUGUAUUAUAAGCACAAGAGACGAACUAAAGAGAUCUAUAAUAUCAUUAGCUACGUUGGAAAGGAAGAUAAACAGCAUCAAGGAAUGCUUACUGGCCGUAUUUAAUGCCUUCCACGAUAAUACACCCAUACAUGACACCGAGAGAUUCAGAGGUGUCCAGUUAGACUUUCCCCAAGAACCAAUAUCAGUGAUCCGACAGUUUUACUCGGAGCGGUGUGAGAGAAAUAAGAACAACGGCAACUUGAGUCUGGACCUCGAUGUAUCUGAUACAUCUUUUUAUGAUACUUCAGAUUCCAGUCUAAGAUUUGUGGAUGAAUUGAAAAUUUAUUUGAAGAAAUUCAGCUUGGAGAAGAACAGAAAACUUGUUUUAGAUAGUGGUGAAAAGAUAUGGAUAUUUGAAACCAUCAAGAACAUUGCUACUCAACUCAAUUCAAACUGGAUCAGUGAAGAUAUAACCCCUUUAAUAUGUCCGUCUGUUCGUGUGUCGAGUGCCUUACAGAGACUUAUAUGCAAUGUACAAGAGAAAAAUGUACUAACUGAUAUUGUUAAGAAAGUUAGUAAAAAGGAAGCAAGCUGUUUUGAUAUAGAUAUAUCAUCUAAAAUAGAGAACGAAGCACAUGUCAUAGAUAAAAUAAAAAAAAGGAUAUCUGAAAACUUGACUCUCCUACAAAAGAUCAGUAAAACUCUUGAUCUCAGCCAAGAAAACCUGCAAUAUUGGUCCAACGACGAUCUUAAAAAGUAUAUUUCAACCAACCGAACUGUGGACGGAAAGACCUAUAGAGAUUACGAAGCAUUUUAUUUAGAACAUGUUAAAUUAAAUUCAUAAUACAUUGUCUAUAGUGGCGUAGCGAGCUUAACUCGCGCCCGGGGCACAAUACCUUUCCAAAACCAUAUAAUAUGUCCAGCAAUUUUUAGUUUUGCGGACCAUUUGGCUUCCCUUUGUGAAUAGCGCCCGCGGCUUGAUGACCCUUACCCCCCCCCCCCUCCCUCUGCUACGCCACUAUUGACUAUACUUUAUUAUUCUUCUAUAUUAUUCUUACUUAGCUUCGCCAGGUCCCUCGAUCUACUAAAUCGUAGUAAAAAACGUCAGAAGGCGUGUUCAACUGGACCAAUUGAAGUAAGUCCUUCAGACAGGCGUUCUAAUUUACUAAGAUUAAGUUGCUCAAGUGGUUGGGGUAGUAGCGGUUGGGAUGACGCACUAUUUUCUUAACGCGAAUAAACUAUAGUUUAUCUUUGACCACGUAAAUGCUAUAACAAAAUAGCCCAUAUUGUAUAAGUGUUAAAUAUAUUUGCAUGAAACAUAACGUUUUAAAUUGGCUAUCUUGGCGUUUAAUUAAAGUUAUUUUCAUGAUUA
Messenger RNA from Melitaea cinxia (Glanville fritillary), 2487 nucleotides. RefSeq lists its product as uncharacterized. The transcript is spliced from 13 exons. Gene Ontology annotation, cellular component: HAUS complex. The record is from RefSeq and is a predicted model, not a curated record. NCBI's taxonomy places the organism in Eukaryota, Metazoa, Arthropoda, Insecta, Lepidoptera, Nymphalidae. Bases 1 to 1959 code for a protein of 652 amino acids. Gene Ontology annotation, biological process: spindle assembly.